CCAGCCGCCUCCCAACACGAGCUCUCUGAUCUCCCUCCGAAACUACAACCCAGGUUCCAGGAAAAACGGCACACCUGCAGCUGAUCCUGCAUGAUACACUGCUAUUAAUGGGAUGCCCCGGUUGAUUUAACACAACGGUGGAACACUGCGGACAUCAUCGUUGAAGAUUAGCAAUGACUCCCGCUGAUGGAGGACGGAGGAGCUUCUUCCAGGAAAUUACGUCAUGACAGCGCCAGCUGUACCGCUGCAGUGGCGGGAGAUCUGCGGUAGCAACAUGGACGUACAGAUGACAGACACGGAGACUGAACAAAUACAGACAAACGUCGAGCCAAAGAAAGAUGAAGAAGUCCAAGCUAAAGGGUCCACCAGCACGUAUGAGCUGCCAUGGGUUGAAAAGUACAGACCGCUGAAGUUGAACGAGAUUGUUGGCAACGAAGAUACAGUCAGCAGACUGGCGGUAUUUGCAAGAGAAGGAAAUGUACCCAACAUAAUUAUUGCUGGUCCACCUGGUACAGGUAAGACCACCAGUAUCCUUUGUCUAGCCAGGGCUCUCCUUGGGUCGUCCAUGAAGGAUGCCGUCCUCGAGCUCAACGCCUCUAACGACAGAGGUAUCGAUGUGGUCAGGAACAAAAUCAAGAUGUUCGCUCAACAAAAAGUCACACUCCCGAAAGGGCGACACAAGAUCGUCAUUCUGGAUGAGGCAGACAGUAUGACAGAUGGGGCGCAGCAAGCCCUUAGAAGGACCAUGGAGAUCUACUCCAAGACCACUCGCUUCGCCCUGGCAUGCAACGCCUCCGACAAGAUCAUUGAGCCCAUCCAGUCUCGAUGCGCCGUGCUGCGCUACAGCAAGCUGAGGGACGAGCAGAUCAUGGCCCGGCUGCUGGAGGUGGUGGAGAAGGAGGCUCUGCUGACCACCGACGACGGCCUGGAGGCCAUCAUCUUCACCGCCCAGGGGGACAUGAGACAGGCCCUGAACAACCUGCAGUCCACCAACUCUGGCUUCGGCUUCAUCAACAGUGAAAACGUCUUCAAGGUGUGUGAUGAACCACACCCUCUGCUGGUGAAAGGCAUGUUGGAGCAUUGUGUCAACGCCAACAUUGAAGAGGCGUACAAGAUCAUAGAGCAGCUGUGGGCUUUGGGCUACUCUCCUGAAGACAUCAUCGGGAACAUCUUCAGGGUGUGCAAGACCUUCCAGAUGGCAGAGUACCUGAAGCUGGAGUUCAUCAAGGAGAUCGGCUACACCCACAUGAAGGUGGCGGAGGGGGUCAACUCCCUCCUGCAGAUGGCUGGGCUGUUGGGACGCCUGUGUAGCAAGACCAUGCCUCCUGCUGCCAGCUAACCCUAGCCCCAUCUACCCCCCGUCUACCCUCCUACACUCAUAUCACCUCCCUCCCAAGACCCCCCCCCCUGCUACCCCCUCCUUGUACCCUCCCUACCCCCGUUCUACCAUAAUAUCUAGAUUAUUCUAACCCCCAACCCCCUUCAUGAACAUAUCUGUAAUAAAUUGCCUUUUCUAUAC
Messenger RNA from Hypomesus transpacificus, 1519 nucleotides. It is a transcript of the gene rfc2, whose product is annotated as replication factor C (activator 1) 2. The coding region runs from base 224 to 1339 and encodes 371 amino acids. Lineage: Eukaryota; Metazoa; Chordata; Actinopteri; Osmeriformes; Osmeridae. The transcript has 13 exons. Gene Ontology annotation, biological process: DNA repair; DNA-templated DNA replication. The record is from RefSeq and is a predicted model, not a curated record. Gene Ontology annotation, molecular function: ATP hydrolysis activity; DNA clamp loader activity; ATP binding. Gene Ontology annotation, cellular component: DNA replication factor C complex; nucleus.